CUGAUUUUGCAGAUCUGUCAAGCGUGCUAAACUUUGUUGGAUUAACUUUAUACUGUGCUGCCUAGUUGUGAAAUGAUUUCUGUUUCAACACGCGAGAUUUGAUUAGUUGUAGUGUUCAGUAUAAACGGAGAAGUGUCUUACGUGUGACUUUAUCAUGAGCUACAUUACAAGACAAUAUUGUACAGUGGAGGGGAAUACUGAAACUUUUGUCCAAACGCUAUUUAGCUUAUCAACUGCUAGUCACUUAUGCUAGCUAGGGUACACAUGUAACUUGAGCCAACUAGCUUAUCUAACGGUAGAGUAGCGUCUGUAACAUCGUAUUGUUAACGUUGGUUUUCACAGGGCAAGACCUGCUUAUGAAUGUAGUCCAUCUGUGUGCCAUACACGUUUGCCUUCUGAUAAGUGGAAUGUAUAUCUUUAAGUGGUAAACUCUACAAGUUCUGUAAGAAACAUUACUUUAUGUUGAACAGACCUGGUAGCGGUAACGUUUUUUCGGUUUUGGCACGGUUUUCAUUACCGUACAUCAAAGCUAGAGCAAAACGUUGGCAAAAUAAACAACUGAAGUCAAACUUACAGCUAGAUGCCAAAUCAUGGAAAAUUACCACGUAUUGGAGAUGAUAGGAGAGGGCUCCUUUGGGCGAGUUUACAAAGGUCGCCGAAAGUACAGCGGACAGGCAGUGGCGCUCAAGUUCAUACCAAAAGUGGGUCGCUCAGAAAAGGAGCUUCGCAGCCUCAAAAGGGAGAUUGACAUUAUGAGAGGACUAAAACAUCCCAACAUAGUAUUGCUCUUGGACAGCUUCGAAACUGACAGGGAGGUGGUUGUUGUGACAGAAUAUGCUGAAGGGGAACUUUUCCAAAUACUCGAAGAUGAUGGCAGCUUACCUGAGAGCCAGGUACGUGCGAUCGCCUGCCAGCUCGUAUCUGCCCUCUUCUACCUGCACUCCCAUCGGAUUCUUCAUCGAGACAUGAAGCCACAGAACAUCCUGCUGGGGAAAGGAGGCGUUGUGAAGCUGUGCGAUUUCGGUUUUGCCCGUGCCAUGAGUGUUUCCACCCUAGUGCUGACCUCCAUAAAGGGCACGCCACUCUACAUGUCCCCGGAGCUGGUGGAGGAGAAGCCCUAUGACCACACGGCCGACCUCUGGUCCCUGGGCUGCAUCCUGUAUGAGCUUCACACCGGGGUGCCCCCAUUUUACACCAACUCCAUCUUUCAGCUGGUGCAGCUGAUCGUCAAGGAUCCCGUGAAGUGGCCGGAGAGCAUGGGUCCGGGCUGCACGAACUUCUUACAAGGUUUAUUGACGAAGGAUCCCCAGAAAAGGCUUUCUUGGCCCCACCUCCUUCACCACCCAUUUGUUGCUGAUGGAGUUCUAGUGCUCUCUGACGAGGGUUCAUCCAGUCCGCUGACCAUCAUUCCGAGUCCAGAUGUGCAGGCCCAGAGACAGCUUCAGGCUGCAGAGAAGACAGCGCCCUCCCAGGGGGAAAGCAAGCUGCUCCGCAAAGCCAGAGAGCAGAGGGACAAAGAGAGGCGAGCCAGACAGGAUCAGACGGGAAUGUCUAAAAUGGUUCCACCCAAUCAGACCCGCUCAAAAACUGCACCAGCUGGAAAAACCCCAUCCUCUGACAACACUUUGACAGCCUGCUCCCAGCCGCCGGCAAAUUGCACUAGGGUCAUAAGGGCGCGCUCGGCUCCGAGUAAAGGUCAGAUCAGCAGGGAUUAUGAGCGGGAGUUCCCCUCGGUGGAUGUCGGCCCCAGACAAGUGAUGAAGCGCACGGGCUCGAGGCAAAGCAACCUGGGCUCUGUGCGGAUGGACAGUGAGGACAUUGACAGUGAUGAGGAAUGGCAGAAGUUUGCUCAAGUGACUGAUUGGACCAGUCAGGUGUUGGUCGACUCCAAUAUCUUGUCCCGCCUGAAGGGGAAACUGCUUGCAUCCAAAGAAAAGCUACUGGAUGGCAUGUUGGAAGGGGCGAGUGAGAUCCGUGAGCCUCUGAAGGUGCUGAGCAAUGUUCUGAUCUCCGACCCGGAGCAAGCCCGCCAAGUAUGUCAGGAAGUUCGUCUGCCACAUUUCCUGUUUGAUCUGAUUGAGGAUGUUCUUGGCACCACAGUGGUCCUGCAGCAAGCUUGGAGUGGAGCAGUUCUGGGAGACCUGAUGUCUGUGGUGCUGGUGUACUGGGAAAGACAUCCGGAGUGGGAAGUCACAGGCAGGAGACUAGAAGAUCUCUCCAAGCUGUUUCUCUCAGUGUUGCUGCGUCCUGACCCCCACCCUCUGGUGCCUCUUUCAGCCUCUGUUCUGACCCUGUUCACACACCGUGGCGUACACGUGGAGGUUGGGACUGACAGGCUGGUGGCCAUGUUGAAACAUUUGCUGACAGACCCUGAGGAGUUUAACUACCCCCUGCCACCCAACUGGGGCAUCUGUGAUGGCUUGCUCUCACUAUUGCUCUAUACUGUCUCAGAGGGUGAAAUAGACUCUUUGUCUUGGCUGCUGGACUCUGGGGUUUGGUGCCAUCUAUGGGUAAAAGUUGGAACCUCACUGGAAAAAACAACCAAGAUGGCCUUUGUGUCGCUCAAUGGACUGUGUGAACUCCUGUCUCUGGCCAUGUUUGCCUUCAGUCGUGAGCCGCACAGCUGCGUCCCCCUGCUCUCAGACAGCUCCACUCUCUGCGUUUCCACCCUCAGCCGUCUGCUGAACACUCACUGCGCCGAGCUGAUUGGCAGCGGCGGGUUCUGGGGCGACGCGGGCACGAGCAGCCUACCCGUGAUGAGCUGCCACCUGCUUUGCUUCCCCUUUGCCCUCGAGAUGUCUCCCGAGAAGGUGGCACAGAUCCUCCAGUCAUACCACAGUGCCAACGUUGUCAAGGGUCUUGUACAGGUCAUACAGUCCUUCCCCCCCUCCCUUCUGGAGCUCCCCCUCACCUUGCUGUGCCGUCUGUCGCUGUGCGACCCUCAGCGCUCCGUGCCCAGCUUCACCGCCGCUGCCUGGGACCGAGGCUUCUUCUCCCUGCCCGGAGACGGAGGGCUGGGCAGGACGGAGCAGAGCCACGGCCAGCUCCACCAGUCUGGUAGCGGCACAGACCGGUCCAAACGACACCUGCCUCCCACAGAGAGGGGCGAGGAUCAGUCAAAGGAAAAGAUGAAGGGUGACGUUAGUAAUUGCCAGCCAAAAAGCAGGACGCCGCAGGCCAUUGGAAGGUCAGACCAAAUGUGGGGAGGGAAUGUCUCCCUGCUGAAAGACAGUCUUGACCAGCACAGUGCCCACGUACAGGAGAUUAUGGACAGUUUGGAGAGUACAGACCUACUCAGUGAGCACAGAGCCCAGCUUAAGAGGACCCAGACCCAGUUCAGAGAGUCCAGAGUUGUAGAUCACCCCACAGGAAAGACAGACCAGCCAAGUGCCUCCGGGGCCGGAGACCAGCCCACAGGGCCCGCUCGGAUCCGGACGGCCAGCGCUCUCCUGUCGCUCCUCCUGGAGGACGUGUCUCUCUCGGGCUGUGCGGCCGAACUGAUCUCCCUCCUGUCGCAGGUGGCUCGCAGCUCCAUCCGCUCCUCGCUGGUCCUCAUCCCCCUGGACCCCGCGCCGCUGCGCGCGGCCCUGCAACACCCGGAGGACAGCAUCAGGGCCGCCGUCUGCAGCCUGCUGGGUAAUCUGGACCCUCUGGUGGGGAUGUCCAAAUCGCACACCGACGACACCAGCCCAAGUUGGACCGCGCAGCCCGUCCUCUUGCAGGACCUCGUGGGCUGCUUAAGCGACUCGUCUCCGUCCGUGAGGAAAAGGGCGUGCAGGGCGGUCGGGACCUGGCUGGGGCUGAUUGCACUGGCAGGGCCCGGAGAGGGAACGCUCGGCCAGUCCCACGAGCCGAAGGCGAACAGAAACACGGGCGCUUCCAGUUGCCCAGUAUGGGGCAGAGGGAGGGGGAGAGGGGAGAGACGGGGCAGCACGGGCAUGUGUGGGAACCGCUCGGCUCUGAGGGGACAGGACAGCGAGGGGUGGGCAGAGGUGGCGCUGGGCGCGGUGGCACCUCUGGUGGUGCUGCUCAGAGACCCCGACGCCCUGACGCGCCAGCACAGCUGCUCGGCCCUGGGCAACGCGGCCGGCCUCCGCGGGGGAAGGGCCGCGCUGCUGGAGGCCGACGCCCAGCGCCUGCUCCUGCACGCGGCCCAGGCCGACUCCCAGCAUGCAGUGCAGAGAGCGGCAGCGGCCACCCUGUGCAUGUUAAAACAGCAGGAUGUACAGGAGCAGGUGAAGGGGUCUGGUGGACAGACACUCGAUACAUGACACAUAAUAUCUCAAAGUACAAGUGUCGCAAUAUGCUGAGCCCCAAAAUGAUGCAACUGUGUUCUCAACAGUGCUGGUCAGAAUAAUGCGGCACAUAAUAUCGCUGACACCAACACAGCUUCUUGUGAAAGCACUUCUCCUCCUUUUUUUUUUUUAUAUAAUGUUUGUUGGAUUUUAUUGUAAGUAUACUGUUGAGAUAUACAAGCCUCCAGAAUAUGUCUGAAGUCACCUGUAGCUAGUGGGGUAAAAGGGUUUAGUCUGAGAUGUCAUGUUUCAAAUGAUGGAUGGGAUGCUUUUUCUCCCAUAUCAGGGAGAGGGGCUGAAAACGGUCUCAGAAGUAAUAUGUGAAAAGUGCCUGAGUGAAAAAGUGAUUUUGAGUGUUAAGUAAUACAUUUAUCAGUUCAUAAAUUAUUUGAAAUGUAUGCUGAGUUAAGCGCCACCAACAGUGACAGUUGAUUUAAAGGUUCUUUAGAGUGUGAGUUGAAAAUAUAUAUAUAUAUAAAAAAAAUACUUUUGCUACAAACUUUGAUAAGAUGGUGUUCAGCCCAGUUAGUUUCAUAUGUAGUGGCUGAGUGGCCCAAGGCUGCCUACCCAGACAUCAGUAUCAUCACUGACAUCAACAUCAACCCCAAUAUCUCCGCCUGUUGCUGAAAACACAGUCCUCAGCACGAGAGACAACUUGCAGAGUGUGCAGAAAACACUGAGGCCCCCAGCAUACACUUACUACAGUAAUGGUGCUCUACCAUUUCUGCUUGAGUCAGGAAGUCAUUAAAUUCAGGACAAUUCAGCUGGAUCUCUGUUCAAAUUCCCCAGGAGCUCAUUAAUCAUUAGACGUCUCCAUUCAGAGACACUUCCAGAAGAGGAAUUAAUCCACGUCACUGGAAAGAGCCACUGAUUACAGUCUAAAGCCUCGCUUAGCCUGUGGCUGUCUGCCGCACCCUGUUCCCACACAGUGUGAAACUCUCUCCAUGUCAAGACCAAGACAUCGAAAUGAAUACUUGCUUGCUAAGAAGUGGUCAACACUAAUAAGAUUCUUGAAAAUAAAAAUAAAUACACCUGAAAA
Messenger RNA from Clupea harengus (Atlantic herring), 5334 nucleotides. RefSeq names its product serine/threonine kinase 36 (fused homolog, Drosophila) (gene stk36). Gene Ontology annotation, biological process: protein phosphorylation; smoothened signaling pathway. NCBI's taxonomy places the organism in Eukaryota, Metazoa, Chordata, Actinopteri, Clupeiformes, Clupeidae. Gene Ontology annotation, cellular component: cytoplasm. Gene Ontology annotation, molecular function: protein kinase activity; ATP binding. The record is from RefSeq and is a predicted model, not a curated record.